AUGGAUUUUCAGCAUCGUGUUGGCGGAAAGACCGGCUCUGGAGGGGUUGCCUCCGAGUCGGAGGCCAACCGAGACCGCAGGGAACGCAAAAAGCAUCAGUACAACCUUCAGCGCCGUGCUGCCGAACAAGCGCGUGACAGUCCAGCCACUCUUCAACCCGAGAAGGCUCGCGUAGAACCCAAGAAAUUUAUAAAAAUCGGUCGACCUGGUUACAAAGUAACCAAACAGAAGGAUCCCGAGACCGGACAGCAGUCCAUGCUCUUCCAGAUCGACUACCCCGAAAUCGCGGACGCAGCCGGUAUCACUCCCCGACAUCGUUUCAUGUCCGCCUAUGAGCAGAGGGUUGAACCGCCGGACAGACGAUGGCAGUACCUGCUGUUCGCUGCGGAGCCCUACGAGACCAUCGGUUUCAAAGUGCCCAGCCGUGAAGUGGACAAGGAUCCGAAGAAGUUGUGGACCUUUUGGAAUCCAACCUCGAAGCAGUUCUUUUUGCAGGUAGGUUUUGUUGCCUCCCCCCCCUCCCUCCUCCGACCCCUUGAUCCUCUGAUAUAUUUUGCCUGUCUCGCGAUGAAAGGAAUUAUUACUGCUGCAGAUAUCCCUAGGCUAGUGAUGAUUCAGGACCCCGGGGGAGGCCGUCAUCUCUGCAACGUGUGCAUUCUCAAGGGAAAAUUCGGUCUUUAUUUUACGGCAGUCGGGUACACUUUGGGCGCUCAGUAA
This is a messenger RNA of Dibothriocephalus latus, 717 nucleotides long. Lineage: Eukaryota; Metazoa; Platyhelminthes; Cestoda; Diphyllobothriidea; Diphyllobothriidae. The record is from the annotation of a GenBank genome assembly.